Molecule: messenger RNA, 1587 nt
Organism: Colletotrichum godetiae
Lineage: Eukaryota; Fungi; Ascomycota; Sordariomycetes; Glomerellales; Glomerellaceae
Exons: 2
Coding region: 1-1587 (528 amino acids)
Biological process (GO): regulation of DNA-templated transcription
Molecular function (GO): DNA-binding transcription factor activity, RNA polymerase II-specific; zinc ion binding
Source: RefSeq, a predicted model, not a curated record
AUGGCCCGCAAAGGCAGUCGCAAGACAAGAACUGGCUGUUUUACCUGCAAGGUCCGAAAAGUCAAGUGCGACGAGGCCAAGCCGGAGUGUAUACGGUGCUCCAGCACCGGCCGCAUAUGCGAUGGCUACGCGGACCCGGCCCAAGCCGUGUCGGACCGGCCCCGGCUGCUCAAGGCCCAGAGUAUGUUCCCGAGCAUCACCAGGCAGGAGGGCAGGGCGCUGCAGUUCUUUUGCGAAAUGGUCGGGCCGAAUCUGCCCGGCACCACCGACCCUUACUUCUGGACGCAUCUCGUCAUGCAAUUCAGCCGGUACGAGCCCGCGGUGAGGCAUUCCAUCGUCGCCAUCAGCUCGCUGUACGAGGAUGUCGUUCGGGUCCAGGGUAGCCCCCUUGACGUGGGGAACGAACAAAUUCAGAACCACGCCCUCGCGCUGCGUCACUACAACGCCGCGAUCAACCAAUUGACCGUCAUGGAGAACCAGGGGUUGGUGUUGCUGGUGUGUCUCCUCUUUAUUUGUAUAGAGUUCCUGCAAUCUAACCGAGAGACUGCCCUUCGUCACUGCGCUCACGGCACUGCGAUACUCGCCAGCGCCGAUUCUGCCUCGUACAAGUGGGUGAGGCAAUAUCUCACGCCCUUAUUUAGAAGAUUGAGCUCAUUGCCCUUCUUCUUUGGGAGCGGACCGUCGGAUAUGCUCGAUCUGAGCAUUUUGAGAUACCCGAUACCGGACUUCUUUGAUAACUUUUCCGAAGCCGAGGCUAUGAUCGACGACGUAUUCAACCAAGCGAUGCAAGUUAUUCGUCGCGGCGAUACGUAUCGCGUAGGGCAAAAGCAUGAUGUUCCAAUACCAUUAGAACUCCUAGAGGAACAGGAUAUAGUCUUGAGCCAACUGAACCGGUGGUACGCCAUGUUCACAGACCUCGAAGCCAGAGAGGGUCAAACAACUUCCAAAAGCUCGGGAUUCGGGCGUGCGUUUGCACUGGCGAGGUACCGCAUCUGCCUGAUCUGGUUGAGCAACGCAUUCAUCCGUUCCGAAAUGGGCUAUGAUGACUUCCGCGACGAGUUCAGCAAAGUCGUCGAGGAGACGGCGGAAGCCGCCCUCGAACAAAAUAGCAAAGAAAUCAAAACGAGUCCCGCGUUCGAAAUGGGCUUCAUUGCACCGCUGUUCUUCUGCGCACAGCGGUGUAGGGACCUGAGUCGCCGGCUAGAAGCCUUACGUCUUCUUAAGCUUCUCGCCGCACCCCAAGAGAACUUGUGGGAUAGGGACGGCAUGUACGCCCUGGCUCGAAGAAUUAUCGAAAUAGAACACGGGGUGGAAUUGAAUAUUGAGGGUCGGGUUACUCCAGGGGUACAACCCAAAUACCCGGGCCUACCACCGGAGACGACGAGGAUACAACAGUUCAACGUUGAAUUUGUCAGUGGACGCCAAAAGAACUUUUAUGAACACGACGUACGCGGCUUCAAGGCGACGUUAUUCAUGCGGAGUACGAGCGGCGAGAUCUAUCUUCGGCCCGAGACCUUAUUCGAAGAGAACCCUCAACUGCCUGAUGACGUGAUUCAAGGGCACAUAGGGGCAGUCCUUUUUCCAUAA